Molecule: messenger RNA, 1872 nt
Organism: Penicillium verhagenii
Lineage: Eukaryota; Fungi; Ascomycota; Eurotiomycetes; Eurotiales; Aspergillaceae
Product: acetyltransferase SAS4-like domain-containing protein
Exons: 2
Coding region: 1-1872 (623 amino acids)
Cellular component (GO): SAS acetyltransferase complex
Molecular function (GO): histone acetyltransferase activity
Source: RefSeq, a predicted model, not a curated record
AUGGGCCUCCUGUCGCGGCCGUCUCUCCGUUCAGUGCGACGGAACCCCGAAGACCGCUCGGGGAAUGAUGGUCGCCCUCCGCCUAUGAAGAAGCAGCGAACUUUGGAGGAGUACGGCCUGCGCCGUCGCAGGAGCUCUCCAGAUUGCCUCGACACAACCACAACCCAGGACACUCACCCGGUCGGGAAAGUUCGUUCCGCAAAUCCUCCCUUGAGCGCCACGCGCCCGCGCACGGCGACGAGACGCGCUCGCCAGCACUCGUCCGCCUCCCCAGACUCUAUCAACUCCCUGAGUCAAUUGAAGACCCCCGCCCGCUUCCAUGCAAAUGGCAAUGGCUCUGUCGCGUCGCCUCGCGUACCCGAUCGCAAUACCCCCUCUGCGAUCCAUCAUCUGCACGAUGACCGCGAAUCUCCCGACCCAUUGGAUACAAUUUCGCCGGCUCCCACAAUCAGUACCACUAUCAGACCCCGAUCUAGAGCAUCUGCUCACGCGUCGGAAGCUCAGAGCAAAUUCCUAAAGUCCCCUGCGACCACUCGUAGCACCCGAAAGAAUGAUCCAGACCCCAUUCUUACGGAGCCGCCCACCGACACAAUCAAAGAAGAGAAGGAACAAGAUGAACCGGAAAAAUUACCAGUAAAAAGUGCGGUUGCGGAGCCCCGGUCACAUCAGAAGCGUAGGAGUGACCUUGACCUUCUGGAGAAUGAGCCUGCGCCCGUGUCGACAGGAACAGAGAGGCGGUCUUUGCGCUCAGCAGACACCGGUUCUCGUAAGAGCGAGCUCGCUCAAUACUUCUAUAACUAUGAGCAGAUAAUCAGUCUCGAUCAAUCAAAGCCUGAGACUCUGACAGCCGCCACAAUUGUCACAUUAAUAGACGACCUCUCCGAGCCAUUGCCACUCUCCACUACACCAGAUCCCACGCCUUUCGGUAACCCUCUAAAGCAGCUACACAAUUGCGAGGUCAUCUCGCUCUCAGUUUCCUCACCACCCCCCGAGGAUGACCCCCUCAACGAAGAAUUAUAUUUCCGUGCACAUCGCCGAUUCGAACGACAGGAAAAACAACUGCGCAACAUUGAGCGCGAUCGCGCACAGCACGAAAAACAACAAGUAGACCGCCUACUUGAGGAAUUGCGCGGCCAAGACUGGCUACGUCUAAUGGGCUUACCAGGCGUCCACGAAAGUGAAAAGAAACUCUACGAGCCUAAACGCCAGAUCCUCAUCGCAGAGCUAGUCGCCCUGCUCAACAAAUUCCAAGUCUGGAAAGACGAGGAAAGAAGGCGCAAGCUCGCUAGAGAGAAAUCAUCUCACCUCGUCGACGAGGCCGAAGCCAGACGCCCACAGAAGCGUUCACUCCCCAUCGAAGAAGCAGAGGAAAGUUCCCUUUCUCCGUGCAUUCCACCUAGUACACCCGACCCCAAUGAUGUGGAUGCCUGGGCCGCGCGACAGUUACAUCAGGAAGCGCGCUCCGCGUCCGACUCAGCGGCUAAAAUCCGCAAAUCCGUCAAGCCCAAGGCUGGCCCGGAUGAUGAUGAACAAUCCCAUCCCACAGAAAAAAGCGCUGCCAAGCGCCCAAAAGCACACGACCCCAUUGCCUUUUCUUCUCCACCUGCCGAUCCGGUCCCUUUCUUUCUUCCCCCGCCUGACGAUAAACCCUUUACAUCUUUCUUUUCUGAUCCCGACGAACGCGCAGCGGCCCUUUCUGCAAUACCUGGGCAUUGCCGGGAGGAGGGCACUGACCAGGUUAUGGCUUUUGGUCAACCCAUCCCCGAUGUGACGGAGUGGGAGUUUCAACCGCCUGAGGAACUGCUUACUGAGGAGGCUAUGCAAGCUUCGCAGAGGCAGCGGCGUUUACUGAAACGGCGCAGCCAUGGGUGA